This is a messenger RNA of Cercospora beticola, 1797 nucleotides long. RefSeq lists its product as uncharacterized. Lineage: Eukaryota; Fungi; Ascomycota; Dothideomycetes; Mycosphaerellales; Mycosphaerellaceae. The record is from RefSeq and is a predicted model, not a curated record. Gene Ontology annotation, molecular function: protein binding.
AUGGCUACAUCACAGCGCGAACCGGACAUCAUCGUUCCGCGGGCAAGGGCCUUCGACACACCGGAAUUGCUGGAAUCGAUCCUCCUUCAGCUGCCCAUGUUCGACCUCACAAGCGCGCAGCGCGUAGAUCGAACUUUCCAGCAUGCAAUCAAGAAGUCGCCGUCUAUUCAGCGAGCUCUGUUCUUCAGACCUUACGGAAACUUUGUUGCACGUCUCGAAGAUCCGGAUAAAGUCUUCGAGACCGAGGAAUGUGCCUCAAAUGCAGCGUGCAAGACUUUCAGAGGUGGUAGCUGGUUGCAAGACACCGAUCGCAACAUGAUCAAGUGCGCAUGGGUUCGUGACACAUCUGGCCGACGAUGCGAUGUGGUGUUCAAUCCUCUAGCAUCAAUGUUUGACGAUGUUGAAAUCACCGAUAUCAGUGACGAGCUCGACCCACUCGAAAUUGAGGAUCUCGACGAGUGGGAAUACGAAACAGUUUUGAUCAAGAACGCCCGCCUAGAGAUUGGCCCUGUGAAAGAGGAGUCUGGGCCGGACGCAUCGUGGAAGAGCAUGCUUUUGACACAGCCACCUGUGAAAUGUAUGGUCGUGGAUACUAUGGGCGCAUCCCACUGGCAUGUUCUGCGCGCCGAGAAAAACGCUGAAGGUAUUACCGUUCGCCAACUGCAACAAUUUCAGGCAGCUUUUGCGAACAAAUGGAGGACCACGGUAGAGAUAUGGGCCGCAGAUGGCUUCAGACUUACUCCGGAGAGAGAGGACGCAGAGAAUCAGAGAAGCACUAAAGCCGACAAUUUGACGGUGGAUACCAGGAAUGGCUUGAGAGGGGACCUGCGGUCGUCUCAGGAAGGUUCCUGCCUUCAGUUGCUCGUUGUACCUGCCCGCAAACAGCAGCUGCACUUUUCGAUCAACCACCUCCACCUCAACACACAUCCAUCAACAUUCCCAGAGCUUGCGCCAGAGCACUUCGUGCGCCUCCAAGAUAUGGCAGCAAGAAUCAAUCAUUAUCCCAUCAUGUCCGCUGCAGAGCAAGUCUUCCGCAACUUGGAUUUGGCAGAAGCUAUACUCAUUGAACAGCCGAUGCUCGACAUCUGGCACCUCCAAACCAUAACUUCCACGUGCGUCGCCGCUGUCCAGGCGUUCUCGCGAUUGCAACGCGCACUAUUUUUGAAACCUUACGAUAAUCGGCGGGCCCGGCUUGACGACCUUGAGCGAUACUUCAAAAUCGCGGAUUGUGCGUCAAUAGAGGAUUGCGAUGAAAGCGAGGCGAAUGAAAGCACGGAAGAUCAGGAGAAUGCUCAAUGGGUGUGGGAACCAUCUGCGCAAGCAUGCGACAUCGUUCUCAACCCUGUGUUCGCAUUCUUCAACGAAAGCAAGCCAGAUGGAACGGAGGUCGACUCUGAUGAUGAGUUCGAUUACCCUCUUCCGCGCGACAUCAGUCCUGGUGGGCAGUCCCUCGGUCAUCCAUCCUCGAAGCUUGAGGUCGGAGGAGACCUUGUAGCCAUCGGUCAUUUAUCCUCGAAGCUCAAGUAUAGAGAAUUCUUGAUGAGCAUGCUCUUGACGCAGCCGCCGUUGGCCACUCUUGCAAUAGAAAAUUGGGACGCCAAUCACUCCCACAUCCUGCGGCCAGAGGAAGGCACCGAAGGCAUUACUAUUGGCCAAGUGCAACGACACCUGGAAGCAUUCCCCAAUGCCAUUGGAGCACAAUUCAUUUGGAAGCUGGGUGGUUUCACAAUCCUUCCCAUUACCUUGACAGGGGCAGAAAUCGCGGCUGAAGUCAAAGCUGCCAUGGGUCUCGAGUAG